Molecule: messenger RNA, 1191 nt
Organism: Linnemannia hyalina
Lineage: Eukaryota; Fungi; Mortierellomycota; Mortierellomycetes; Mortierellales; Mortierellaceae
Source: the annotation of a GenBank genome assembly
AUGUCUAAAACCGGCCGCUGCAUCAUCGACUGUGACCCUGGCAUCGACGACACCCUCGCCAUCCUCCAUGCCAUGGGCUCGCCCAAGGUUGACGUCGUCGCAAUCACCCUCACCUACGGAAACACAAACCGCGACAACGUGACAAAGAACCUCUUCACUGUCCUACACGUCCUCGGCAAGGAAGUCCACGCUUCUCGCACUUCGGACUUACCCGAGGGACAUAACCGUGCUCGCUUGGAGAACAUCAGGACCAAGAAGCCCGUUAUUUCUGUCGGCGCAACUAAGCCAUUAGUGGUUUCACCCGUGUUUGGCGAGGACUUUCACGGUCCCGACGGUCUUGGAAGGAUGCAUCUGAACGAUCCUGAUCUCGCUCCCUCGGACUGGGCCGAGAUCCUCGGACUGCUGGACCCUGAGAGAAUGGGCAAGGAGCUGGACUUUGCUGCUGGAGACCUCCCCUCAGAAAAGCUGUACACUCUGUCGAAGAGACUUGCUCACGACGAAAUUUUGUAUCAAUUGGAGCAAGCAGAGCCCAAGACGAUUACUCUUAUUGCCUUGGGACCUAUGACCAACCUGGCCUUGGCUUACGAGAAGGACCCUACUAUCUUUGCUCGUUGCAAGCAGGUCAUUUGCAUGGGAGGCUGCAUUGAUAACCCUGGAAAUGUCACACCUGUCGCAGAGUUCAACUUCCAUGCCUGCCCUCACUCGGUCCACACUAUUCUGAAGGCAACCGCAGAUCCUGACCCUGAAAAGGCAAUUACUCUUUACAUGUUGCCCACCGAUGUCACGCACACGGUGUCUCUGAAGUCAGAGGCUAUGAAGCAAUAUGUCGCGCCUCUGGGAACGCCAUUGUCGAAGUUUUCCAUUCUCUUGCUGGGAUACCUGUUUGACCUGUUGGUCCAAAAGUUGAACUACACGGCCAUGAACUUGCACGACCCUCUUUGCAUUGGAUUCUUUAUCGACCUGGAGAGCGAAGCUGAUCACACCCAGGUCGGCUGGAAGGUUCAGGGGCGCGAUAUCCGCAUUGAGGCUGAUGGCAGUCUCACCCGUGGGAUGCUUGUUGUUGACCGCCGAAUCAAGAGCACGAAGAGUGCUCCUGGUGAGCCUUCUAAAACACAGGUUGUUGUGCAGGCGGAUGCCGAGAGAUACCUUGCCUCGAUGUUUUACGACAUCUGGGGUGCGUCUUACCCUUGA